GGGUAGGGCUGCAGCUCCGGAGCCUACGGGAGUGUGACCCUCUCGCCUCCUGGCGGGAAGCUCUUGAGGAGAUAUUUUCUUUUCUAAACACUAAGAAAUUUGAGGAUGGUGGGGCAAAACGACUAACUCCCACUUUCCUGUGACUCUGUAGCCGGAAAAACUGUCAAAAUCUGUGGAUAAAUUUGUGAGACAAGAAGAAGAAUGGCAUCCAGAAUAAAUACAAAUUUCACUUUGAUUCCCAACCAGAAACUUAGACGUAGUAAUCGUCAAACCAGCUGUUAUUCCAAGACCCUUGGCUCAGGCUUUCAACCCAUAUCAACAUUUGGAAAUUUUAAAGCCUUACCAUUGGAAAUAUUCCAGAUAAUUUUAAAAUAUUUGUCAGUGAAGGAUAUCAGCAUGCUAAGCAUGGUGUCCAAAACAGUCAGCCAACACAUUAUUAAUUAUAUCUCAACCUCAUCAGGAAGCAAAAGACUUUUACUACAGGACUUUCAUAACCUUGAGCUGCCUGACAGGAGACAAGACUCUGCUAUACUGGAGCACUACAGAUCUCUAGGUCUACUGUUUAAAAGAUGCACAUUGCUGCUACCCACCAAGGAAAGGCUAAAAUACAUUCACAAGAUACUCACAGAAGUUUCCUGCUUUAAAUUCAAUGGCUGUGCAGCUCCUAUGCAGUGUUUAGGAUUAACAUGUUAUGGCAUGUUUUUACAGACCUUAACAGCAGGUUGGGAUGAACUUGAGUGCCAUCGCGUUUAUAAUUUCUUAUGCGAACUGACUAAUCUCUGCCGCAAGAUACAAAUGGCUGUCUGCAGCAAACCAGGAAGUGCCCAAAAACUGGAGUUAAGAAUCAGACUCUUCUGUAGGAAUGUCCUCCUUGAUCAUUGGACACAUCGAAGUGAUUCUGCUUUUUGGUUGACGCGAAUAUUAAAACCAUGGCCAAUGGUGAAUCAGGCAAGAUUACUGUAUAUCAUCUUUGGGCCAAUAUCUCCUCAAGAUGGACAGGUGGUUUGGCAGGAAAUGAUAGAAGAACCUACAGAUGAAUUCAGUCUGAAAGGUUUGGCUGAUGCCAUUAAGUUACUAUAUGACGCUAGCACUAAAGAGUGGACAGCAGAUGAUGUUAUCAGUCUUGUAGAUGAACUAUCAGUGGUUCCCCGUGAGUGGCUUCUAGAGAAUAAUGCACGUCUCCUAAUGCUAAGUGGAAACAACAUCUGUUUCAGUUUCAUGGCUAGUAAAGCUGUGAAUGGACGCACCAUUGAACUGGCAAGGCUCGUAGUCUUUUUGGCUUUGGUGUGUGAGAAAGAACUGUACUGCAUGGAUUGGACAGUUAAAAUGAUGCAAAAAGUCUGCAAAGUCUUUAGCACUCCAGUGGAAAGAAAGAACUUCCUGCAGAAUGUGGCAAAUGCAUUUGCAUGUGUUAUAAUGGAAAUGCUGCAAUCAAUUAUGUCUGGAGACCGUGAUGAAGAUGACAGAAGCUUUUUGAAUUUGUUCCAUCUUGUACAUGCUCAGGCUAACUUCCAUAAGGAGGUCCUGUAUUUGACCAUGAAUACUCCUCUGUCUACCUAAAUCCUCAGAAAGCCUUGCCUUUAGAGAACGUCACUGAACGAAUGAUUAGAGGAGUGCUACUUUUUCACUCAAAAAAUAGCAUCCAUGGGACUUUUUAUCAUCUAAGUAACCUAAGAAUUCAAAAGCUGGAUAGAAUUUUAGAAGCAACUACGUACAUCAUUAUUAAUAUAAAAAUAACAGGCAGCCUCAAGAAUGUGCUGAGAUUUCUCUGGAAAACAAGCUCUGCCUCUCCGGGUUUUAGUCAACCUAACACCAAACCAAAAUAGAAUGUUAGCUGUUCAAGAAUCUGGGACCAGCCAACCUGUAUGUAUGCAUUUUUGAAGCAAGAGAAAAUUCCAUUUUAUAGUUAGACCCAAAUUCACUAAAUAGUGUGUAUGUUCACUUUGUUUAAGUUGUAUAGACAUAGCCCAGAAUGUUUUGUGAAGAUUUGCAAUAUGGUGUUUUGGAAUGUGUAGAAUACAAAUCACAGUUUUUACUACCUUCUUGGCAUAUGCUUACAAAGAACAUUAUAUUUUGUUCAUGUUUUACAUGAACUAAUGGAUAAAAAACAAAGUAUACAUAUAUGUCUAUAUAUAUAUAUAGACACACACACACAGACAUAUAUUUCCUUCUUUAAGGUAAUCAUACAAAAGGUCUAUACAUACAGGAAGGUAUAUAUUGUCUCAAUGCAAUCAAAUCAUCUUUUACUGGGGAUUCAAAUAAAAUGUAGCAAAUAAGAGAAAAAUAAAAUGAAAGAAAAUAGC
This is a messenger RNA of Homo sapiens (human), 2303 nucleotides long. It is a transcript of the gene FBXO47, whose product is annotated as F-box protein 47. Bases 202 to 1560 code for a protein of 452 amino acids. Gene Ontology annotation, biological process: homologous chromosome pairing at meiosis; synaptonemal complex organization; spermatogenesis. The record is from RefSeq and is marked validated. NCBI's taxonomy places the organism in Eukaryota, Metazoa, Chordata, Mammalia, Primates, Hominidae. Gene Ontology annotation, cellular component: chromosome, telomeric region; cytoplasm; chromosome, centromeric region. The transcript is spliced from 11 exons.